Messenger RNA from Rotaria socialis, 363 nucleotides. NCBI's taxonomy places the organism in Eukaryota, Metazoa, Rotifera, Eurotatoria, Philodinida, Philodinidae. The record is from the annotation of a GenBank genome assembly.
AUGAAUUAUUUUGCACCAACAAGUAAUUUGUUCGAAGUAAAACAAAAGUUAACUCUACGGCAAAUGAUUAUGGAGAUUUUGAAGAUAAUUAAAAUGACAUAUAGCAUGGUCAUCAGUUGGCCAAAAUUUAUAUUGGAUAAACUUGGAAUAGCAUUACCUCAUUGCUUCUCAAUACAUCCGGCAUUCUGUUCUCUUUGUGUAUGUGGUGCACUUAUUAGUAUUACAUGUUCUGCUGGUGUUGGUCUAGGUGUCGGACUUGGUGUCGGAUUGACUUGUCCGAAAUCUUUUGACGGCGUUGCGCAAAGCACAAACAUCAUCAAUAGUACAACUGCAGCUAAUAGUAGUAAUUCAACCAGUGGCUGA